AUGCAGGACUCGAAGCUGAACGCGAGUAUACCUGUGGAAAGCGACUGCGUUGACUGGAAAUUUGUUCCAGCCAAAGGCGAUAUUGAAGCAUACUACGUUUACGUACAGCCUAUAAAGAAGCGUGCGAGAGACAAUGGAGAAUAUCGUUUGAUCCGUCUCGAGAAUGGACUCGAAGCCAUCCUCGUGCAUGAUAUAAGUAUCCGUACAGCUGCCAUGAACUUGAGUGUCGCCACAGGACAUCUCCAUGAUCCGGACGACAUGCCCGGCCUGGCAAGGUUGUGCGAGGAUGCGCUAUAUGCGGAAUUUUACGAGAGUGACAUUCCGGUAGAUUACUCCGAACACGACUUUACAGAUUUGUGUACCAAAAGUAGCGGAUCAAACACAGAUUUCCUCCUUUCUACAGAUCCCAGAACUCUGAGAGUUGUGCUGGAACAUUUCUCCGAGAAUUUCCGCAGCCCAAAGUUUACCUUGGAGAGGUUGGAGGAUUACAUUGAUGAGGUGGACAAUUCUCAUCAUGCAAGUCACCUCAACAGUGAUGUCUGGAGAGUUUCCUCAGUCAGGAAUAUCCUCGCAUGUUCAGGUCAUCCGUUACGGAGGUUUGGAUGUGGGAACGAGGAAUUGUUAAAGCAGUCUGGAUGGAAGAGUUAUAGAAACUCGAUCGCACGAACGAGUCCUAAAAGAAAGAAACUCGCUGAUGACGAUGCGUUAGACUCAAAUGCGGCAAUGGUGGAAAUAAGGAAGAGAUUGGUCGGAUGGUGGGAGAAGGAAUAUUGCGCAAGGCGCAUGAAAUUGGCAUUGAUUGGUAAAGAAUCUCUCGAUGAGCUCACCCACUUGAUCAUGAAAUGCUCUUCAUCAAUUCCGAAUCGUGGGAAGGACCCUACCCCACUUCUCGACCAGCCGUACGGAAAGGAAGAGCUUGGCAAAAUCAUACAUGUUAGGGCGAAAACUGAUGGCGCAUAUGCAGUUACAAUCACGUUUCCUGUACCCUGGCAAACUCCUCUUUGGCGCGUGAAGCCAUUCAAUUUCAUUGGACACUUACUUCGCUACGGAGGCCCCGGAUCGCUGAAAUCCCAUCUACGGAAAAAAGGUUGGUUAUUCGAAGACGUUGCAGAAAUAUCUGCUCGUCGGUAUACCGCGCCUGGCGACUUUCAUUCCAAACUAAAAAGAAAUGGAUGGCUUACCGACAAUAUACUUGCUUACGAUGUGGAAGUUGGACGAGGAGUCUCAUUAUUUGAGAUAAGGAUAGAACUUACGAUGGAUGGAUUUAUGAAUUACCGCGAAGUGAUUUCGGCAUGUUUCAAUUACUUUGACCUCCUGCGCGAACCCAAGGGAUUGUCAUGGGUCCAGGAAGAAAUUAUGCGGAUCGAUGAACUCUCAUUCCGGUUCGGCGAGAGGCCGUGCGAAGAUGACCUUGUACAGAAUAUUACCGACCACAUGCAGUGUCCUAUUCCUCGAGCACUUGUCGUGUUGAAUCCAACAUUGGAUUGGAAUGAACAUCUCAUUCAUGAGACACUUGAUCGUUUAGUCAUUGAGAACAGUUUAAUUAUGAUCUCGGGACAGGAUCAUACGGCGAGCGAAGAGAUGGGGCCAUGGCUCACUGACCCAUGGCAUGGCGCUGAGUACAGCGAGAAGAAGCUUAGUGAUGACUUCGUCUUCUCAGCCCGAAGUCCAAAUAAGAUUGGCGAGCUUGCGUUCCCACAGCCGAACAAAUUCCUCCCGAGGAAUGUUGACGUCCAGGAGGUCAAUGUUACCCAUACCAGUAAAGGCCCGACACUCAUCAAGCGUACUUCACUCACGGAGCUGUGGUAUAAGAAAGGUGACCGGUUCUGGAUCCCUCGUGCGAAAAUUAUGGUUCACGCAUGGUCGCCUUUCGCUGGCACAACUCCUCGUGCAUGCGUCAUGAAUAGUAUAUUCUCGGAACUUGUUAAAGACUCGCUCGUUGAACCAACGUAUGAUGCACGAUGCGCAUCGUUUGAGUACGAGUUCUACGGAGAUGAUUUUGGGCUUCAUCUCGAGUUCGAAGGCUACUCUGAUAAAAUACACGAGCUUGUAAAGCUUGUACUUGAGACGAUUAAACGAGCUGAAAUUAAGAAGGACAGGAUUGCAGCGAUGAUUGAAAAGGAAGAGGCUAGGCUCGAGCCAUACUUGCCCGAGCUCGUUUGUGAUGAUUGCACUGAGAAAUUUGCAUUACUACUGAAGGCUCGUUUCACGUCAAAAGAGAAGCGCCUGGCGCUGAAAGAGAUAACUACCGAGCGGUUAGCUAAACACGUAAGCCUGCUAUUAUCCCAGCUGAAGUACACCAUCCUUGUCUACGGAAACGUUGAAAAAGAAGACGCUUUUUGUCUCGCUUCCUUGGUGGAAGAGACACUUGGAGCAAAAGCUGCCCCAGGGGAGAAGGUCACACAAUAUCGCACCCGUCGUCUUCCGAGGCCGUGCAAUUAUAUAUGGGAAAUAAACAGCGCGGAAGGUUCUUAUAUCUCAUAUUAUUGUCAAAUCGACAACUGUUGGGACGUGCGUACUAAGGCAAUAGUGUUGCUCUUAUCCGAAAUUCUCGAUGAAUUCGUCCAAUCCGGAAAUAUGACACCUAUUCGCGACUUCCUGUCUACUAUCAGGGUACUCGAUGUCCAUGAUUUGGGAGGGUUGCGCAUAGACUUCGAAUCGAGAGCUGACCCUACGUACCUUGAGUCACUUACCGAAAGGUAUUUGACGCAGAUGCGAGUUUGGCUCCAGGCGAUGGAUGAAUCCCAAUUCGAGUGGUUUAGAGCUGAAGCAAUGGGUCGAUGGACGGCAGGGAUGGAGGAUGACAGAUUUGGAGAUGAGGCAGACCUCUUCUGGAAAGAUAUCCAAUCGGGUUAUUAUCGCUUCGACAGCCUGGAGGAUAGAAUGAAACUCAUGAGGAGUGUGACGAAGGAGGAAGUCGUCAGGAUGUUCGAUAGCUUCGUCCACCCGGCUUCUCCGACGCGAUCGAAGCUUUCGAUACACAUCCGUCCUCAGAAUCCUCUUUCUCCCCGACUGAGUCCGCGCGCGAGCGAGGCAUUCGCCGAUGUGUUGCGUGGUGCGGGCAUCACCCUGGAUGACGACGACGAGCUCCAAUGGGGAUGGGCGUGGGGACCAUCCGUAGAAGAAGCACGCAACCAAUGGCAGGGAAGGUAUCUCGAGCAGCUGGGAGGCGAUGAGGGAAAGGAAGCAAUGUUAGUUGAAGAAUUUUAUCGGGUUGUGAAGAAGUAUCCUGUGGAGGGCGAGAGACAUGCACAAUUAAACCCGCAGGCGAUAUAUAUCAAGGAUGUGGAUAGGUUUAGGGAUAGCCUCGGAUUCUUCGAGAAUUCUAACCUUGCUGACACCGAGAUGGAGUAG
Messenger RNA from Fomitiporia mediterranea MF3/22, 3354 nucleotides. RefSeq lists its product as uncharacterized. Gene Ontology annotation, biological process: peptide catabolic process. The coding region runs from base 1 to 3354 and encodes 1117 amino acids. Lineage: Eukaryota; Fungi; Basidiomycota; Agaricomycetes; Hymenochaetales; Hymenochaetaceae. Gene Ontology annotation, molecular function: metal ion binding; metalloendopeptidase activity. The record is from RefSeq and is a predicted model, not a curated record. Gene Ontology annotation, cellular component: cytosol; mitochondrion. The transcript is spliced from 14 exons.